Molecule: messenger RNA, 1153 nt
Organism: Drosophila innubila
Lineage: Eukaryota; Metazoa; Arthropoda; Insecta; Diptera; Drosophilidae
Product: JNK1/MAPK8-associated membrane protein
Exons: 4
Coding region: 57-959 (300 amino acids)
Biological process (GO): response to unfolded protein
Cellular component (GO): membrane
Molecular function (GO): ubiquitin protein ligase binding
Source: RefSeq, a predicted model, not a curated record
UUCUUUUUUGUAAAUCGUUAUUAUCGGAAUGAAUACCGCCGUAGCAUAAAGGAGAUAUGUAUAGUUAUUUAGAUCGUUGCCCCGGCAUUUAUUGUGGUCGUUCGCUACUUGAUAAUGGCACUUGGAGCAGCUGCGGAGUUUGUCCCCGAGGAUCACGGGUAAACGCCAGCUAUGCGUGUACUCCCUGUCGCGACGAGCUGAGCACGUAUUCCUGGCUGUAUCUUGGCUUUAUGACCAUGCUGCCGCUAAUGAUGCACUGUUUCUUUAUCGACAUGGAUGCCAAAGAUCGUAAAUUUUCCCGCAAGCAAUUAAUUCUAACAGCGAGCGCCUUUGUUGAGGUGGCUCUUGCAGCCAUACUAGCUACUCUCUUCAUGGAGCCAAUGUGGGAGAUGCGUUUGUAUGCUUGCGAGGUGCGCAAGCUCACCGACUGGUACACAUUGUUCUACAAUCCCAAUCCUAAUUAUGAAUCCACUUUUCAUUGCACACAGGAGGCCGUCUAUCCGUUGCAAACUAUUGUCUUGGUGUAUUACUUUUUGUGUUUGCUUAACAUGUUUCUUAUACGGCCAGUAAUCAGUUCUAUGUUUGAUGUGCGCGGCAAGGCUCCAAUUUACUCCGCGCUUUAUUUUCUUCCGCUGCUUACUUUAAUUCACGGCACCUGCUGCGGCUUGAUAUAUUAUUCGUUUCCCUAUCUAAGUAUUGCCAUGUCCAUGGUGGCCACGGCAAUACACUACGCUAUGAAGCUGGAUCAGACACAGAAGUCGCUUCUCCUCUCGUCUGUCUGGGAAAUGAAGAAUGUUGUCAUCAUUUCCGUCCACUGGCUGCUGCUCGCAUUUGGAAUCGCCUCAUUGAAUUACCAUUUUGCGUUAUUGUGUUUGGUUCCGUUUCCCUCGUUGUUCUACAUUGUGACUGUGAGCUUCACCGAUCCUGGGGAGUUCCGUGAAAUCGAAUCGCGCAUUUGAUCCGGAAACGUGCAAAUGCAGAUCUUUCAUGCCAGAGGAGCAAGGCGUUCCACAGUUGUUAUCUAUGUGUAAUUUACGUGUUUAAAUUAUUUCCAUUUAGUUCAUAUGUAUACACCCAUAUAUGUAUUUCAUUACUUUCAUUUCGUCUUUUCGUUUUAAUUAAUUAUACACAUAAUAAUAUUAAAUACAAAUCA